Jatropha curcas is the source of this 2177-nucleotide messenger RNA. RefSeq names its product PPR superfamily protein. Gene Ontology annotation, biological process: RNA modification. Lineage: Eukaryota; Viridiplantae; Streptophyta; Magnoliopsida; Malpighiales; Euphorbiaceae. The record is from RefSeq and is a predicted model, not a curated record. Gene Ontology annotation, molecular function: RNA binding; protein binding.
AAUAUUCCAAAAAAAGUCAAAUCCCAAUUGGUUCUGUCUAGUCCUUGUCCCAGCUGAGCAAAAAUCUGCAACUGAACGGAAAUUUGAAAUUAGGGUUUAAGUUUCCAACAGUUCUUCUGCUAGAGGUUCAUGACCCAUGCAAAGCACCAAAUUACUGCCUCUUGUCCGUACAAUAAAAACGUUAACACCAAAAUACCUGCCCAUAUCGUCAUGGUCGAGCAGUGCACUGCUGUUGGAUUCCUACUGUGAACCCAAUCCUCGUGACUACAUUUACAGCAAAAACAGGGUUGUUGAUAACUUGAUCAAAUCUGGGCGCUUAGAUGCGGCUCACAAGCUAUUCGAUCAAAUGCUUAUGCGUGACGUUGUUACGUGUAACUUGAUGAUUUUUGGGUAUGGUAAAUAUGGAAACCCUAAACAGGCACUUUAUCUUUACAGUGAAAUGGUUUCAGAAAGAAUUGUUGAAAGCGCAUCCACAUUUUCUUCUGUUUUGAGUAUCUGUAGUAAUUCUGGGUUUUUCAGGGAAGGAAUUCAAGUUCAUUGCAGAGCUAUUAAACUGGGGUUUGGUUUCAAUUUGUAUAUUGGUAGUUCACUUGUUGGUCUCUAUAUGCGUUUGGGACUUAUUGAUUUAGCUUUGAAGUUGUUUGAUGAAUUGCCUGAGAGAAAUUUAGCCACGUGGAAUUUGGUUUUGCGUGGAUUUUGCGAAUUAGGUCUGUUUGAUGAGUUAUUAGGAUUAUACAAUGAAAUAAAAUUGGAUAAUGUGGAGCUUAAUGGGCUCAGUUUUUGUUAUUUGAUCCGCGGAUGUUCUAACAAGAGGUUUUUCGAUGAAGGGAGUCAGCUGCAUGGUCAUGUGAUUAAGGUUGGAUGGGUAGACACAAAUAUUUUUGUUGCUAAUGCUUUGGUAGAUUUUUAUUCUGCAUGUGGGUGUUUAAGUGAGGCAAAGAAAUCUUUUCAAGCUAUUCCAAUGGAGGAUGUUCUAUCAUGGAACUCAAUGUUGUCAGUAUAUGCAGAUAAUGGCUUAUUUCUUGAUGCUCUUGAAUUAUUGUACAUUAUGCAGUUUUGGGGCAAGAAACCGUCAAUUCGUUCAUUUGUAGGGUUCUUAAAUCUGUCUAGUAAGACUGGCAAUGCGCUAUUUGGAAUGCAAAUUCACUGUUGUGUAAUAAAAAUGGGUUUUGACAAUGGGAGUGUUCAUGUACAAUCUGCAUUGAUUGACAUGUAUGGGAAAUGCGGGGACAUUAAGAAUGCAGUAUCCACGUAUGAAAGUCUUCCCAUGACAUCGUUGGAGUGUUGUAAUUCCUUAAUGACCUCUUUGUUGCACUGUGGCAUUGUUGAUGAUGUGUUUGAGAUGUUUGGUUUGAUGGUUGACGAAGGAAUUGGACUUGACGAGGUAACAUUUUCCACCGUAUUGAAAGCAUUAUCAGAGUCAGUUUUGGUAAGCUUGGAAAGCUGCGGAUUGGUGCAUUGUUGUGCCAUAAAACUAGGUUAUGAAUCUGAUGUUUCUGUUUCAUGUUCAUUAAUAGAUGCAUAUUUGAGGUCUGGUCAUGUUCUACUUUCGCAAAAGGUUUUUGAACAAAUUCCUUUACCAAAUGUCUUCUGUUUCACAUCAAUCAUCAAUGGGUUUGCCUGGAAUGGAUUGGGAAAACAAUGUCUCGAAAUGCUUGAAGCCAUGAUCCGGAAGGGUUUGAAACCUGAUAGGGUUACUUUCUUGUGUGUGUUAACCGGGUGCAGCCAUUCUGGUUUGGUUGAAGAAGGAAGAUUGGUUUUCAAUUCAAUGGAAUCUCUACAUGGGAUUUCUCCGGACAGGGAUCAUUUUUCAUGUAUGGUAGAUCUGCUGGGCCGAGCAGGUCUGCUGGAUGAAGCUGAAGAAUUGCUAGAACAAACACCGGGAAGGGGUGAUUGUGUGAUGUGGAGUUCAUUGUUGCGAAGUUGUAGGGUCCACAGGAAUGAAACUGUGGGAAGAAGAGCGGCAAAAAUACUGCUGGGACUUGAUCCAGAAGAUUUUGCAGUUCAUUUGCAAGUCUCAAACUUUUAUUCUGAGACUGGGGAAUUUGAAGCCUCAAUGCAGAUUAAAGAGAUUGCUAUAGCAAGGAAGAUGACGAAAGAGAUUGGUCACAGUUUAAUUGGUUUGAAUAGCUGCUAUUAAGAAUCAGAAUUCUGCAGGUCAAACCAACCAUCAGAGA